Messenger RNA from Durusdinium trenchii, 1881 nucleotides. Lineage: Eukaryota; Dinophyceae; Suessiales; Symbiodiniaceae. The record is from the annotation of a GenBank genome assembly.
AUGGUUUUUUGUUCUUUCUUCAUGUGUACCGCGGCCGUCACCCUUCUUGACAGUGCCGUGUCGGAUUCUGCAGGGAUUCUUGGCGCAGUGGUGGUCUCGUUGGUGUUGAUCGUCUACCAGGUGGCCGACCCACCCAUCACCACCCUGGGCUACUGCCAGUGCCGGCAUCGCUGGCUCAAUGUCAAGGAGCGCCGAGACACCGAGCAGCACCCGGGGGUCCUGGCCGUGCGCCCUGAAGGGCCCUUGUUCUACGCCAACACCGAACGCUUGGAGGAGUGGUUGGACGAGAUGGAGAUUUCCGCCAGUAUGGCGGGGUGCCCGGUGAAGGCCAUCAUCCUGUCCUUCGCGGCCGUUUCCUUCAUGGACACCUCGGCGCUGGAGGCCUUGUCCACCAUGAUCGAGGCCUAUGCCAAGCGAAACAUCGUCCUUUUGGUCGCACAUGCCUCUGGCCAGCCACGGCAGCUGUUGAUGCAUGCGCUAGGCGAUGGCUUUCCGGAGAACUCUUUGUCCACUCCCUGGACUGUCGAGGAGUGCGUCCAGCACUUGCUGCAACAACAGCUGCAGGCACAAGAGUUCCAUCGAGAGGUGAGUGGAGAUUCUCGAACAUCUGCGAUGGACAUGUCACCGAUGAUGGCCUCGUCGAACCCAAACCUCAAGGUUCGCCGCGUGCGUUCCUUACCCUCCAUGCCGUUGGAGAGCGACUCCGACGAAGGAGGUUUACCUUCUCCGCAGUCAAGCUGUUCAUGGCAGAUCAAGCCCCUGCAAUCCUCGGUGCAGUGGGCAACAGGUCGGCCUGGGCCUAGUGAGGAGGAGGUGAUCUGCAAGGCUGAGAAAGGGCGCGGUCUGCGUCUGCGCACCGCACAUCCAGUGACACUGCUGUCACUGCGAGUGGCACUGCUGUCACUGCGAAAUCGCAGUGCCAAAGGUGAUCAACGGAGGAGUGACGCAGAGUCGCUUCAGCUCAUGGUGGGUUCUGUGAGGAAAGGUCCCGACCUGCAGGGGCGGCACUGGUCGCUGCCCCCGUCAGACGUGCCAGUCAGUGAGAGAACUGAUUGUGGAGGCGAGGCGGCGAUGCCACGCUCCGGUCAUGGCGUGGCCUCGGAGGAGGGGAUGGCAACGGGGCAUGGCAAGGGUGACCUUGAGCGACGGCUCAACGUGGGUCUUCAGACCUUGCCGAGUGGAUUCAGCGCCUUCCCGGUGGCCAGGCCUUGGGCGGCUCGAAAGGUGUUGGCCAAGGGGCGGUCGUUCGAGUCUCGCGUCGCGGUCGGAGCACGUCGAGUCGAGGCGGUGACGGCCCCGGUGACGGCGCGGGCUGGACCUCACCAGCAGAUCGACCGCUUUCACGGAGAUCACGAGCUGUCUCGGAAGGCACCACCGCUCUCGGCCCGGCCGGGCAAGGUGGUGUUCGUGGGCUUCGCAGAGUUCGACAUGGACGGCCGCGCCUUCACCGGCGGGGAGAUGGAUCGGAUGAUGAUGAUUUCAGCAUCUCAGAAGUAUCCCUGCUCUCGGCCAGCCACCUUCGACGAGUACGCAGAGCGCUGUAUCUUGGGUCUUCCCGAGCGCAACAACUGCGGGCGCGAUGUGGUCUUCGUGGGCCCUGGAGCCACCGGCUGUGAGCUGUUCCACACCAACACCUUAGGAAUCCAGAAAGCGGUGGUGUCCCCGCACGACAUGUUCGAUGGCACCUGGGGGAAUGCCUCCCUCUAUGGCCGGAAAUGCAUCCUCUGCGUCUACCCCGUGCAGCGCCUGAAAAAGCAACAAAGCCUCACACAGUUCGGUCUGGCCCGGCAGACGAUCGGCAAGCCGGGAGACCCGAGGAUCAACAAUCAUGCGGGCAUGCGGGGAAGCUCGUGGUGGCUCAAACUGAGGAUGUCAACUUAA